GACAUAGUCUGUGUAAAUUGUAAAAAGUGUGGACACGUACGUAGGUAUCUAAAUGUAAACAUAAGUCAAAUGAAUUCAAUUUUUAAAUACCUAGUCAAUAAACAGGGCAUUAGUUAAAAUUACGUCAAUAAAUACUAAAGAUACGCUUUCGUAUUCAUAAUGUUUCUGGCCUAGAUAACUGGUACACAUGUUUACUCACGUAAAGCUGUGUUUGUCACGUUUGAUAAGAGUACUACUUAUGUGAAAAUUGAAGACCGUGAAGACAAGCUUCAUUUGUAUAAUUUUACGAAUUCACUCAGCAUGUCUGAUUGCGGGGACAGUGAUGUUUUAUGGAUACCAUACAAAGAAAGGCCGGAGUGGAGUGAUGUUACGCCUGUUCCAGAGGAUGACGGACCCAACCCAGUGGUAGUUAUAGCUCAUUCGGAAAAAUUUGAGGAUGUGUAUGAUUACUUCCGGGCAGUUUUACAAAGUAAUGAAAAGUCAGAACGAGUACUUCAUCUUACAAAGGAUGCUUUGGAAUUAAAUCCGGCUAACUACACUGUUUGGCAAUACAGGAGAGAUUUGCUGAAACAUUUGAACACUGACUUGAGGACAGAAUUAGAUUAUGUUGAAGCAGUUAUAAAGAAUUCACCAAAGAAUUAUCAGGUAUGGCACCACCGUAGGGUUUUGGUAGAAUGGCUGCAAGAUCCCACAAUGGAACUUGAAUUGACAGGCGAUGCACUUCUACAAGAUCCAAAGAACUAUCAUGCUUGGCAACAUAGGCAAUGGGCUAUCAAAACAUUUGGGCUUUACGAAAAGGAACUAGAUUUCGUCGACAAUCUGAUCACGGACGACGUUCGUAAUAAUUCAGCGUGGAAUCAGCGAUACUUUGUAGUGAACAAUAAUUUAGGCUGGUCGGAUUUGAUUUGUCAGCAAGAAGUGUGCUACACUUUGGAAAAAAUUAAUUUCGUUAAAAAUAACGAGAGCGCGUGGAAUUACUUGAGAGGGCUGCUUAUACAUGAUAAGCGUGGUCUUAGUGGAAACGCUGUUAUCACAUCGUUUUGCGAAGAACUGUACAAGAACAAGUGUCGGUCGCCUUUCCUUUUAGCUUUCAUCAUAGAUGUAUGCGAGGAUGCUAUUAAAAAAAAAGAUACAAACUGCUUCCACAAUGCAGACAGAGCUGUGGAAUUAUGUCAGGCAUUGGCCACUAGAUACGACAAAAUUAGAAGUAAAUAUUGGAAUUAUUUAUGUGAAAGAUACAAGAAAUACCAAAGCGAACAGCUUAGUAAUGACAAUAAAACAAACGAUCUAAUAAUUGAUGAAUAAUUCGUUAUUUUAUUAUAUUUGUAAUCAUAAAUAAAUUUGGAGAAACGUCAUAACGAAAAUAAUA
Bombyx mandarina (wild silkworm) is the source of this 1369-nucleotide messenger RNA. RefSeq names its product farnesyl transferase alpha (gene Fnta). Gene Ontology annotation, cellular component: protein farnesyltransferase complex; cytoplasm; CAAX-protein geranylgeranyltransferase complex. Gene Ontology annotation, biological process: protein farnesylation; protein geranylgeranylation. Gene Ontology annotation, molecular function: protein farnesyltransferase activity; CAAX-protein geranylgeranyltransferase activity. The record is from RefSeq and is a predicted model, not a curated record. Lineage: Eukaryota; Metazoa; Arthropoda; Insecta; Lepidoptera; Bombycidae.